AUGAAAAGGGUACGUUGUGAAGAGAAGGAAGGUGGAGAGCGGGUGAAGUUGGGAGAAAGGUUGGGUGAAGAUGCUGAUAGAUUCCGGCAAGAAUGGAAAAAGGGUUGCAUGAAGGAUGGCGUGGAGAGAGGCAGGGUGCAGUGUGAAGGAGGUGCAGUGAGUGAUGGUGUGGGAGAAAGGGAAACAUGGUGGGUUCAACAUGGUAGGUUUGUUGCCGAACAGAGAGAUGAUAAGAGUACAGCGAAUGGUGGGUCAAAGAGAACGCAAGUUUCACAACACAACAUUUUGCCAUGGUUGUUGCAUCCUUCCAAGGAUGAUGAUGAUAACUAUGCCACUCUACCUUCAAAUAAUUUGUACGGUGACCGGACAGAAGAGCAGAGAGUAGGGGGUGAGAGCAGUGAGAAGAGCAGAGGGAAGUUUUUGGUGAGGAUUGAGGAGAGUGUGAGACUGGCUAUGGUCGGUUGUCAGAAGUUGGUGGAAAUAUUUUUGGUGCUUUGGCAUUGUGAAGGAACAAGUGAUGAUGUGCUUUAA
Sphenostylis stenocarpa is the source of this 531-nucleotide messenger RNA. Lineage: Eukaryota; Viridiplantae; Streptophyta; Magnoliopsida; Fabales; Fabaceae. The record is from the annotation of a GenBank genome assembly.